AUGGAUUGCUGUAGCAGCACUACUGCCAACAACUACCUGGACUACAGACAUCACUCAAUGAACAAUAACUUCUGCUACCCGUACACGCCCAGCAUGUUGCGAAGUGCGUCACCAUACCCGAUGGCCACCGGUGCUGGUGGUGGUGGUGGUGGUGGUGGUGCUGGCCGGUACGGUGCUGGUAUCCCGGACGGAUAUCACCAUCGGUCCGGUUACGGAGCCGCCAGUAGCAGCACAGGUGGCAUGGGCGGUUAUAACGAUAUCAACGGUGGUGGCUACGACAAGUACUACGGUGCGGGCUACCAUCAUCCACAUCAUCAUCAUCAUCCACAUCAUUCAGCUGCUCCCACGAUGGGUCACGGUGCCAUUGGUGGUGGCUACGGUUCGUCCGGUUACUAUGGCAGCUACUCGUCUUCCUAUCGCGAGUACGGUGGCUACAAUCCCUAUUACCACCAUCAUCAUCACCAUCAGUCGCAGUCACCGUAUUCGCGCGCUGGUCUCGCAGGAAUGCCACCUGGGUAUGGAUCCGGUGGCGCAGGAUAUCUGUAUCCCGGUCGACACAUGGCCGGUUCAUCGUCGAAUCCUUCCGCCUAUCCUCCGUACCAUCUGCAGCGCGAGCAUCACCAGUAUUCGAGCUUCGCAAGCUACGCCAACGGUAGCAACGGCAUGACAGCAUCGUCCUAUCGCAGUAACCUAGGAUCUCUCCAAACAGAACAAUCUUCCAACGGCAGUAGCUCCAAAGUCCAGCACCACCACCAGCAGCAGCAGCAGCAGCACGGUUAUUCAUCAUCACAAGGAUUCGGUCACAAUGAUCGAGCAGGUUUGGCAGCCAGCAAUACGAACCAGACGGACGGUGCUGUUUCCAACGCGAGCGCUGGUUCACCAUCAACGGCAGCAACGUCCCUGUUCCCGAGUAGCACAUCCGUAUCGAACGGAUUUUCCACGGGCAGCAGUUCCGAGUAUAGUCCACUGUCCGCUUCGUACGGACCUGCAGACAGUCCACAGCUUCCACUCCAGCCACCGCAGCAGUCGCAGCACCACCACCAGCAGCAGCAAGGACAAAACGAUUCAACAGCGGAGAACGGCGGGGAGUCUCCAACGCCCACGUCAGCAACAGCAGACUAUCACCAUCCCCUCACAGAUGGUGUUGGUAAGGACAGCAGCAGCAGAGGAGGAGGAGGAGGAAGUAGUGCCACUACCCGCAAACCCAAGGAGCGCAAGCACCAGCGCGCGUACGGAAAUGGUCAAACCGGGAACAACGGUACCGGGAAUGGCGGAAGUGAAAGCAGUCGGACCAGCAGCCCAACGGCGUCAGUGGGUGGUGCAGCAGCAGCAGCAGCAGCAGCAACAGCAUCAUCGUCAUCAUCUAACGGUGGCGCUAGUGCACCAGCUGCUGUUGGUGCAGUUGCACCAGCGAGCGCACGAAUGAAAUCACUGGAUGCACUUACAAAUCUAUGCUGGCCCGAUGGAGAGCAGUUCACUAGCAAGAUGAGGAAAUACUCGAACGCCGGAGGAACAAAAUCCAAAGAUACGGCCAACAAUAGGAAGCAAGAUGCCAACGAGGUAGAAUCGGGCGUAUCAUCGUCACCGAGCCGCGCUCAUAAUGGUACCGGACGGAGAACGAAAAAACUGACGAAACAGCAGAAAGAACAGCUCAAAUCAUCCGAUGCUAAAGAUAAACAAACGAAUGCUGGUGCUGCUGUGACUGCGACACCACCGGUAGAGAAUAAGAACAUUACGCCCCUUCCGGGCUUCCAGCAAGCGUUCGGUUCGACCGAAAUCGGCAAGUUCUCCGAGGCGUUCUUCAACAGCAGCCCCACACCGAACGACACCAGUACACCCGAGCAUCACCAUCAUCACCAUCACCCUUUGCAUCAUCAUCAACUUUCGGAGCAGCAACCGCCACCGUCGCAGCAGCAUCAGCAGCAGCUACAGCUCCUUCACCAUUCGCAGCGAACUUCCACACCCCAGCAGCAGGCCCACCACCAGCUCAGUGGUGGUACCGUUGAACAGCUCUUGAUGGACUCUCUGCACUCGUAUGAAUCGGACGUUGAUACGAUGAGUCCACAACAGCAACCAUGGGAUCAUGCGGUAACGCCAGGAACGACGAUGGGAUCACUCGAUCGGUUGUCGUCGUACGAGAGUUGCCACAAUGGUGGAAACCUUUCUUCUGCUGCCGCUGGUUACAACCUGCAGAUCGGAACUUCCUUCCAUCCGUCGUACUACGAAUCGUCCUCCUACUCGUCGGACCACGCGGUAGACUCACCGCUCGGCAGUUACUUUAGCGAGAUGACGUGUAACGAGUUUGUGAAUUAGGAAAUGGAAUGGAAUCAGCGACCGUCCAUAAAACUCCACACCCUCCGGACUGCGGAGAGAGAGGGAGAUGAAAAAAGAAGCAAGAGAUCGAUACGAUCUUGAACGUGGUGAUGAAAGAACAUAAAGAAGAAAUACUCGAGAUCGAGAUUAAUUGAACUAAAAGCUGAACAGCGCUCACUCAAGAGUGCAAGUGCACAGCAAAGCCAAAACGUUAGGUAAUUCUCUCUAAAAAAAACAACGCAUAAACCAUAUUAACACUUGUUGUUCGUUUCGUGUAAAUAGCAACACGUUGGUGGUCCUCGUUCUUAACAAAAGAGAUCCCACAUUUCAGACGACCACAGGCGUAGACACCGAAAGGAAAGCAA
Messenger RNA from Anopheles aquasalis, 2678 nucleotides. Its product is annotated as box A-binding factor-like. The record is from RefSeq and is a predicted model, not a curated record. NCBI's taxonomy places the organism in Eukaryota, Metazoa, Arthropoda, Insecta, Diptera, Culicidae.